UAAAUAGGUGCUGACGUGGAUGUCUUUACCGGCGAUAAGAUGUUUUCCGCAUUCCGAUUUGCAAUGGAUGAUGAGUAGGGCGGCCUGGCGGACAGCCGAUAUGCACGGUUACGCUUAAUCAGCUGAAACCGCAACCUCGUUUAGCACUGUGCGUCUCUUGGACCCUUGAGGAAAUGUAAGUUACUCUCGGGAAAAAGCAGUGUACGAGCUGGAGGAGUGGGCAUGUGAAAGUUGUUUAUAAAACCAAGCAGUAGCAUCCAUCUACUUCAACGAGCCGCCAGAUCUUUCUUCCCGAAAACUCUAUUCCAAGCUAUCAUCAUUCUCCACUACUUUUCUGUAAGCACUGACAGUUUCCAACGCCGUACACCGCUCCAAUCUAUCUUACAAUGUCUCCAUCUGACCAAACCAUCCUUGUGACGGGUGCGAACGGAUUCGUAGCAAGCCAUGUCGUCCGCACUUUGUUAGCUGCGGGCUACAACGUGCGAGCCGCCGUCCGCUCCACCUCUUCUACCGAGCGCAUGAAGGAGAUCCACGCACCCUAUGUAUCCCAACUGUCCUUCAUCAUAGUCCCCGACAUGACUGCUCCAGGAGCCUUCGACGAGGCCGUCAAAAGAGUUUCGGGGAUCAUGCACAUGGCCUCACCAUUCGUGUUGGCUCCUGAAAACAACGAAGUCGACCUCCUCCAGCCUGCGAUACAAAUCACCCUCGGCGUACUAGCCUCCGCAGCCGCAGCAGGAAGCACAGUGCGCCAUGUUGUUCUCACAAGCUCUUUCGCUUCGAUCCUAGACAUGGGCCAGGGAUACCGUCCCGGGUAUACCUACAACGAAGCCGACUGGAAUCCCAUGACCUACGCCGAAGCGGCCGUCGCAGACGGGCCCAUGGCCUACUGCGCAUCCAAGAAGCUUGCAGAAGAGGCCGCCUGGAACUUCGUCAAGGAGAAGAAGCCUGCCUUCGAGCUCAGCACGAUUUGCCCGCCGUGGAUUUUUGGUCCCACGCUCGGCUCUCUCGCGUCACUUGAGCACCUGAAUGAGUCGACGGAGGCGAUCUAUAAGCUCAUCAAUGCGAAGAGUAUUCCGCCGAUUGAUUUUGCGGGGUUUGCGGAUGUGAGGGAUGUGGCGGCAGCGCAUCUUCGCGCGUAUGAGAAGCCAGAGGCUGCGGGGAAGAGGUUCUUGGUGGGGAAUCAUUUCGACUACCAGACGGCGGCGGAUGCGAUCCGAGCGAAGCUUCCGGAGCUGAAGGAUAGGGUGCCCGAGGGGACGCCUGGAGCGGGGUUGAAGGGAGAUGUGUACCAGGUGGAUGGAAGCGAGGCGGCGAAGGUGCUGGGCGUGGAGUACACGAAGCUGGAAGACACUAUGAAGGAUACGGUGGAGGGUUUGCUGGAGGCGGAGAAGAGGCUGGGCGUGGAAGUGCAUUGAUGAGAAUCGCGUCGGUUCCGUGGUGUUUAAAUCUCCAGUUGCUGUGAGUAGUUAUAUCGGCACAUGUAGUAUGGAACAGGACUUGGGGGUGCUUCAAGUAUUGAGAUUCUUUCAAGCCUCCACCACGCGAUAUGCUGGAUAUGCAGACAAUGUACUCAAAUCCAGAAGACUAGACUCCAUCCCGCUA
Messenger RNA from Mytilinidion resinicola, 1602 nucleotides. Its product is annotated as NAD(P)-binding protein. NCBI's taxonomy places the organism in Eukaryota, Fungi, Ascomycota, Dothideomycetes, Mytilinidiales, Mytilinidiaceae. The record is from RefSeq and is a predicted model, not a curated record. The transcript has a single exon. The coding region runs from base 387 to 1415 and encodes 342 amino acids. Gene Ontology annotation, molecular function: oxidoreductase activity, acting on the CH-OH group of donors, NAD or NADP as acceptor.